GCUCACAAGUCUGUGACCUUCGUGUCCACCCUGCUGCAGAUCACCAUGUCUGAGCAACUGGAUCUACCUGUGCGACAAGCAGGUGUUAUUUAUUUAAAAAAUAUGAUCACUCAGUAUUGGCCGGACCGGGAGGUGGUCCCUGGCGAAGUCCCCACACACACGAUCCCUGAGGAGGACCGCCACUUUAUCCGGGAGAAUAUUGUAGAAGCCAUCAUCCAAUCUCCAGAGCUGAUACGAGUCCAGCUGACCACGUGUAUCCAUCACAUCAUCAAACACGAUUACCCGACUCGCUGGACGGCCGUCGUGGAGAAGAUCGGCUUUUAUCUGCAGUCUGAUAACAGUGCCUGUUGGCUGGGCAUCCUGCUCUGUCUGUACCAGUUGGUGAAGAACUAUGAGUACAAGAAGCCAGAAGAAAGGACCCCACUGAUAGCCGCUAUGCAGCACUUCCUGCCCAUGCUGAAGGAGCGAUUCAUCCGCCUGCUUCCCGACCCCUCCGAACAGUCCGUUCUCAUUCAGAAACAGAUCUUUAAGAUCUUCUACGCCCUCGUCCAGUACACGUUACCCCUGGAGCUCAUCAAUCAGCCCAACCUGGCCGAGUGGAUUGAGAUAUUGAAGACCGUGGUGGACCGGGACGUUCCUGCAGAGACCCUCCAGGUGGAAGAGGAUGACCGACCGGAGCUGCCCUGGUGGAAGUGUAAAAAGUGGGCUCUGCACAUAAUGGCCCGGCUGUUUGAGAGGUACGGAAGUCCUGGAAAUGUCUCCAAAGAAUAUAAUGAAUUUGCGGAAGUUUUCUUGAAGGCCUUUGCAGUUGGUGUUCAACAGGUCUUGCUGAAAGUCCUGUACAACUAUAAGGAGAAGCAGUACCUGGCUCCCCGAGUCUUGCAGCAAACGCUCAACUAUCUCAACCAAGGAGUGUCCCAUGCCAUGACCUGGAAGAACUUGAAGCCGCACAUCCAGGGCAUCAUUCAGGACGUUAUCUUCCCUCUGAUGUGUUACACCGACUCUGACGAGGAGCUGUGGCAGGAGGACCCCUACGAGUACAUCCGCAUGAAGUUUGAUGUGUUUGAAGAUUUUAUCUCCCCCACCACCGCAGCACAAACGUUGCUUUUCACGUCUUGCAGUAAAAGGAAAGAGGUGUUGCAGAAAACGAUGGGAUUUUGUUACCAGAUUUUAACAGAGCCGGCUGCAGAUCCCCGCAAGAAAGAUGGCGCCCUCCACAUGAUCGGGUCCCUAGCAGAGAUUUUACUGAAGAAAAAGAUCUACAAAGACCAGAUGGAGUUCAUGCUGCAGAAUCACGUCUUUCCACUCUUCAGCAGUGAGCUGGGUUACAUGCGAGCCCGGGCCUGCUGGGUGCUUCACUACUUCUGCGAAGUGAAGUUCAAGAUUGAUCAGAACCUGCAGACGGCCCUGGAGCUGACCCGGCGGUGUCUCGUAGAUGAUCGGGAGAUGCCCGUGAAAGUAGAAGCCGCCAUCGCACUUCAAGUUCUCAUCAGUAACCAGGAAAAAGCCAAGGAGUACAUAGCGCCCUUCAUCCGGCCGGUCAUGCAGGCUUUGCUUCAUAUUAUCAGGGAGACGGAAAAUGACGACCUCACCAAUGUGAUUCAGAAAAUGAUCUGUGAAUAUAGCGAGGAAGUCACGCCCAUCGCGGUGGAAAUGACGCAGCAUUUAGCUAUGACGUUUAAUCAAGUAAUUCAGACGGGUUCGGAUGAGGAGGGCAGCGAUGACAAAGCUGUGACUGCAAUGGGAAUCCUCAAUACUAUAGAUACGUUACUCAGUGUGGUAGAGGAUCAUAAAGAGAUCACUCAGCAGCUGGAAGGAAUCUGCCUGCAGGUCAUCGGAACCGUCCUACAGCAACACGUUCUGGAGUUUUAUGAAGAAAUCUUCUCUCUGGCGCACAGUCUCACCUGCCAGCAAGUUUCGGCUCAGAUGUGGCAGCUCCUCUCUCUGGUGUUCGAUGUUUUCCAGCAAGAUGGCUUUGAUUACUUCACAGACAUGAUGCCCCUCCUGCACAAUUAUGUCACGGUGGAUACGGACACCCUUCUGUCUGACACUAAGUAUCUGGAGAUGAUCUACAGUAUGUGUAAAAAGGUUCUUACUGGAGUGGCGGGGGAGGAUGCUGAAUGUCACGCGGCUAAACUUCUAGAAGUUGUCAUCUUGCAGUGUAAAGGACGUGGAAUUGACCAGGUCAUACCGUUAUUUGUGGAGGCAUCUCUGGAGAGGUUGACUCGGGAGGUGAAGACCAGCGAACUUAGGACGAUGUGCCUGCAGGUCGCCAUCGCUGCGUUAUACUACAGUCCUCCGCUGCUGCUCAACACCCUGGAGAACCUUCGUUUCCCCAACACAGUGGAGCCGGUCACCAGUCAUUUCAUUAAACAGUGGCUGAAUGACGUUGACUGCUUCCUAGGAUUACACGAUCGGAAAAUCUGCGUCCUCGGUCUGUGCGCCCUGAUAGAACUCGAUCAGAGGCCGCAGAUUCUGGGAGAUGUCUCCACGCAGAUCCUGCCCGCCUUCAUCCUCUUAUUCAACGGUCUGAAGAGAGCAUACGCCUGCCAUGCAGAGCAAGAGAACGACAGCGAUGAUGACGAGGAUGGAGAGGACGACGAUGAAGUCGAGCUGGGCAGUGAUGAAGAUGACAUCGACGAGGAGGGACAGGAAUAUCUGGAAAUGUUGGCGAAACAAGCCGGAGAGGGCGGCGAUGAUGAAGAUUGGGAGGAAGACGAUGCGGAGGAAACGGCGUUGGAAGGUUAUACGACUAUUAUUGAUGACGAGGAUAACCCCGUAGAUGAAUAUCAAAUAUUUAAAGCUAUAUUUCAACAGCUGCAAGGACACGACCCCAGUUGGUAUCAAACUCUUACUCAAGGACUCAGCGAAGAGCAAGGAAAACAGUUACAGGACAUUGUAACGCUGGCAGAUCAGAGGCGAGCAGCUCACGAAUCCAAAAUGAUUGAGAAACACGGAGGCUACAAAUUCAACGCUCCAGUGGUGCCAAGUUCUUUCAAUUUCGGCGGUCCGGGCAUGAAUUGAGCUUGUUCGCUUUUUUCUCUUCCUGCUAACGUGUGACUGAUUGUAGUGAAGAAGCUUGUGUUCCUCCCAGUAGCGGUUCCAGAACCGGUUCACGCUCUCCGCCGUCUCCCAAUCCUGAACUUUUUUUUGACAUCCAUUGGACAUUUGGAAAUCAUAUUUUGGGAGAGCGUGUCAUGAGAUACCCGGCCCUGGGACGGCCAACAGAGGGGGGUUUCUGACUUUUUAUUAUUAUUUUUUUUUCCCUCCUUCCACUUACAACAAAAAAAUAAAAAUAGGAGCUCAAUUUCCAGAACGCGCUGAGAAGAUCGGAAAACCCGAGGCGGGGGUGUGACGUCAUCGAGGCAGCUUUGUAUUCGUUAAAAGUUUUUUCUGUUCCACUUUUGGGUGGGGAAUAAAAAAAUAAGACCACAUUCAGAGGGGGCAAGUAGGGGGGAUUAUUUAAAUAAUUCAGCACUCACGAGGGCCAAUUUCCAUUUUACGUCACCAGUUUUAGUGUAAUAGCUUCUAACACAUUUCUUUUUUUGCCUCAGAUUGCUGUUCGGUCUUUUAUUGUAAACAUAAAAAAAAACUCAAUGGAGGCAAAUGAAUUGUAGCCUUAGAUUAGGCUCCUCCCAUUAUCCGGAUAGACUUGACUGUUCCUGAUUGUAGAAUGUUUGAACACUUGUAGCACUACACAAGCGGCUCACCGAUGUACAUGACAGCACUUUUAUAUGGAGAGUUAAUCCUGCUCACCCUGUGUACAAAAAAAAAAAAAAAAAUUGCCCAUGUAUCUGCUGUUUAUACAUUAUACAAAAAAAAAAAUAAGGGAUUGCAUUUAGCGACGGCUUCAAGUUAAAAGUGGUUGAACUUGACGGUCUUUUUUUUUGUAUCCGGUGACUUUUGUCGGCGGGGGAAGAAGUCACUUCCUGGUCGUGACUUGAAUCUGGAUAUAUAAAGAAAAAAAAAUAAUAACAUGAAAAAUAUUGAGGUUGAGUUAAUAAUUCAUUGCUGCUACAAUUGGCAACACGCUCUGUGUCCUUUUUUUUUUGGGGGGGGGGUUAUAUUUUAUGAAUUCUCUAAAUGUACGAGUUCAAUUUUUGGAUAGAAAUCCAAUCCUGUAAGCGCGGAGAUGAAAAAAAAAAUCCUGUUUUAUCUGCUGACGCAUGUACGAAAACAAAGGAGACGAAGGUGUAACUCUUUAACGGGGUGAAGUUUUGUGGAUGAAACAUCUAUACAUGCAAUCUAUUAAAGAGAGAGAGAGAGAGGGGGAAAAAAGGUGAAUUCGGCUAAUUUGCUGACUCAGACUAGUUUUCUUGGCUUUUUGGAAAUUCCCAGCUGACGACAAAAAAUAAAAAAAUUAAUAAUAUAUGAAUGCAUGAAUUGGCAAAUAAAACACAUUCCUUUCUA
Rana temporaria (common frog) is the source of this 4410-nucleotide messenger RNA. RefSeq names its product importin 7 (gene IPO7). NCBI's taxonomy places the organism in Eukaryota, Metazoa, Chordata, Amphibia, Anura, Ranidae. Gene Ontology annotation, biological process: protein import into nucleus. The record is from RefSeq and is a predicted model, not a curated record. Gene Ontology annotation, cellular component: cytosol; nuclear envelope. Gene Ontology annotation, molecular function: small GTPase binding.